AUGGAUUUUUUCACACAGAAAAGAGUCUCAAAGAGGAAGAAGACAGGCUGUUUUACAUGCCGCAAAAGGAAGAUCAAGUGUGACGAAUCUUCCCCCGAAUGCCUCAACUGCUCCAGGGGGACUUUCAAAUGCAUUUGGCCAGACAAUCAGUCUUCAUUGCCGCAUACUGCGGAAUUCAAGGUGGAGAAAUACGACUCCGCCAAACGUUCCAGAAAAAGCCGCUUUGUUGAUUCAGGGAUAGUAACUCGGCGGAACAAACGACCAAAAAGAGCUAUCCAGAUCGUGGCUCAAGUUGGGUUCGUCCAAAAUGAAAAUUCGGGUCCCGGAUCUCAAGAACAGUCGCUAACGGCCAAACAAGAACGUUCUGAGAAUAUUGAGUCUGAUCAACGAGCCCUCAUAGAAUCGAUAUUGCUGUCUCCGCUGCCGAUGGAUAACUACCAUAAUUGGAUCCCCGGAGUGACUCUGGAUCUGCAAAGUGCGCAUUUGUACUAUCUUUAUGUGAACUAUUUCGUCCCAUCUAUUAGUCCGCAACCUUUUGUCUCCAAAUAUAUGCAGCCUUCGGCCCUAUUCAUCUCUGCUGGAUCCCAGAGUCAGGGUUUGAGAGAACUGUUCUAUCUUUGCAGUGCCUAUUAUCUCUCUCAUUGUCGACCUGAAAUGAACCAGAAGGCAGAAUUGCAAUAUGUCAAGUCAAUUGGGAUCAUUAACCAUGAGUUGGAGACGAAUGGUUCCGGAUAUACAGAAGACUGGAUGGGUGUGGCUUCUCAGUUAUUGUGUAUAUCCAGUAGGAUAUAUGCCAGAUCUUGGGAGAAAUCCACAAAGAACCUCGCAAUCUCAUAUAAACUAUUGCUGAAGAAGAAAAAACAAGCGGUGAUUGAAGAGAUAAACGAUACGUCUUCACUGCAGAUGGACAAAUCUUCUUUGGAUAUCAGUUCUCCUCGCGAUAUUAUCUUUUUUGACUCUUUCGCCUAUAACUACGCUAUAUGUCUGCUAUGGUGCAGCCCAGAGCGCUUGAAGAUUUUGCCCUCGCCCUUCGUGGUAUUUGACCGCAUUGGACGUGACCUCUUUGAGCAUUACCGUGCUGGCUUUUGGAUGAACAGCCCGUGUUUUGGGGCAGCUUUUGAAGCGUUUGAGCUUGUGGCCAAGAUCUCCUGGCUGUCCAAACAGACGACACCGUUGGCUCCGGGCUUGAUAUUCGAGCUGGAAUCGAGGGCAAGAAACUACACUCCCCCAAAAAUGCAGUCUGUUGGUAUUCAGUCUUCUCAGAAACAGAAACUGAUAGAUUACAGCAUACUAAUGGGAAUUGCCACGGCUAAGGCAGCGCUGAUUUUGAUCUCCAAGCUUUUGCGCCCAAAUCUGACAGAGCAGGAUCCCUUAAUUCAGGAAUGUGUGGAGGGUUGUUACGAUGCAAUGAAACAGAUCUCUUUCUCAUCCCACUGCUUUGCAAUUGGAGGGUGGGCUCUAACUGUUGCUGGGGUAGCAGCGAUCAAAAGGGAACAUCGUGAUUACUUUCUGGAUGCUCAAAGAAAAAUUGAUAACAUGCAUCAUUCCUACACUUUUGCUUCAGUCAGAGAGUUCAUGCUUGCAGCCUGGGGCAGUAAAUCUAGUCUGGGACUCGGUUUAGAUAUACUUUUCAUAGCCGAAUUUACAGAAGCGGUUCUGAUCAUUUGA
This is a messenger RNA of Kuraishia capsulata CBS 1993, 1668 nucleotides long. RefSeq lists its product as uncharacterized. Lineage: Eukaryota; Fungi; Ascomycota; Pichiomycetes; Pichiales; Pichiaceae. The transcript is spliced from 2 exons. Gene Ontology annotation, biological process: positive regulation of transcription by RNA polymerase II. The record is from RefSeq and is a predicted model, not a curated record. The coding region runs from base 1 to 1668 and encodes 555 amino acids. Gene Ontology annotation, molecular function: transcription cis-regulatory region binding; zinc ion binding; DNA-binding transcription factor activity, RNA polymerase II-specific. Gene Ontology annotation, cellular component: nucleus.